GAGAGAGAGAGAGAGAGAGAGAGAUCACAUCACAUAUACGGUUCUUCCACUCAACAGUUUGGGUGGAUUUUUCCCUGGUUUUUGUUCUCCUCUUCGAGUCAAAUAUGGUUUUCCAGCAUCCCUCAAAGCCUUCCUUACUCUGUCCUUCCAUUUGGUCAUGUCGGCUCUCCUUUUUUUGCCGAGGUUUUGCCUUUUAAUGUCGGAAGCGGACAUGACAGCAAGCGGCAUCUCCAUUCUUCUUUGUGGACAUAAACGGUUUUUCCGCGUGACGCUAUUUUAACGUUUAAAAUGCGGACUCUUGGUCGCGCGAAAACAUCCCCAAACUGUUUCUGUAUACAAAGUUCACACAUACAAUUAAUGUCACAUGGUUAUCUCAUUUUUUGUUUUUUUUGGACUUAUACGGUUGUUCGUCGCACACACUCAAUUGUCAACCUCAAAAAUAGGAAAUACUUUUUAAGCCAUAACAAUGCAGUGCAUUCUGGGUAGUGCGGUCCGCGGUGCUCACUCGCACGUUGUCAUUCAACACUGAGCAUUCCUGCACUGAUGUCUGCAGCGGUAAUUUUAGCCGCUGUCCUCGGCGGAGGGGUUCUCUUCAUUGCUCGAAGAGUUUUCUUCAGGCGGAAAGCGCUGAAAUUAAUGAGCUACCCAGCGGGUCUGAUGCGCGGAAAGACUGUGAUAGUGACCGGGGCGAACAGCGGCAUCGGGAGGGCGACGGCAGCGGAGCUGCUGAAGCUGCAGGCCCGUGUGAUCAUGGCCUGUCGGGACAGGCAGAGGGCUGAGGAGGCGGCCCAGGACAUCAAAAAUCAAGCCGGUCCGAGUCAAGGAGAGGUUGUGAUCAAAAACUUGGACCUCGCUUCGCUCCAGUCUGUGCGCAGCUUCUGCGAGGAAGUUAUCAGGGAGGAGCCCAGGAUUGAUGUUCUCAUCAACAACGCUGGUCUCUACCAGUGUCCCUACAGUAAGACCGAAGAGGGCUACGAAAUGCAGUUGGGAGUGAACCACCUGGGUCACUUUCUUAUGACCAAUCUCCUGCUGGACCUUCUGAAGCAGUCGGCUCCCAGCCGUAUCGUCGUGGUCUCCUCCAAACUCUAUAAGUACGGCAGCAUCAACUUCGAGGACUUGAACAGCGAACAGAAUUACAACAAAGCUUUUUGCUACAGCCAAAGCAAGCUUGCCAAUCUGCUAUUCACUCGCGAGCUGGCCCGCAGGCUGGAUGGUACUGGGGUAACCGUAAAUGCCCUCACCCCGGGUAUCGUAAGGACCAGAUUGGGCCGGCACGUCAACAUCCCCCUGCUGAUUAAGCCUCUAUUCUUGCUGGUCUCUUGGUUGUUCUUCAAAAGCCCACUGGAGGGUGCUCAGACCCCACUGUACCUGGCAUGCUCAUCUGAAGUUGAGGGUGUGUCUGGAAAAUGCUUUGCUAAUUGUGAGGAAGAACAAUUGCUUUCUAAAGCCACCGAUGACCAUACUGCCAAACGGCUCUGGGACCUGAGUGAAAGCAUGGUGGGGCUUAGGAGGUGAGGGGGAAGAAGCAGAACCACCCUUCACAAAUGUGGCAAUUGCAAACCUCGAAACAUCAAUGCAAUGGAUUUUUGGGGGAGCGUUUUUGGCCAAGUACCUGAGGGACUUACUGGAUAAGAGACAGGAAAUUAAAAUGUCCAUCUGUUCCCUGUAUCUUUGCUGCAGUGUUUUCAGAAAUGGCCUCGGGCUUGUGACUCACUCUUCUCUGUGAAUGAGAGCCUGAAAGUAUCGAGUCCGACAUAUCCCUUGAAUACAAAUGACAGGAGCAACGUGCCCAAGAAACAUAUGGCUCAGAGCUAACGUGAAUACAGAAUAACACGAACACCGUUAUGUAGAUUAACUGGAGCUUUGUGACCGAGUUAUUACAAUGCAUCAAGAUAAUUUGAGAGACCUAUUCAUCUUUGGGGUGAACUAGUCACACUUUAGCCUCCCAGAAUAUCAUCUUCUCAUAAUGCUGUAAAGUGAACCUGGCAACUCCCACCCUGUGACUCAUCUCAAGAUAUAUUUGAAAAUGUUUGUGACAUCCCAGCGUCCAAACGAAAUUAAAAAGGAAAAACGUAGGUUGUGGCUCUGCAGAUAGUGUGGUGUCACUACUCAAAUAAAAAAGUGAAUCAGAGUAAUGGCUGUAUAAAUUUCAUUGCCUCCGCUAUAUACUGCUGUAUGUUAGCCAUUAUUAGAUACAUUUCAUUCGCGGUGGAGCUGUAGGGGGUUUGCUGGUUACUGUCCUUAAUCACAUGCACUAACAUGAAAUGUUUUGAGUGUAAAUGCUGUGCUUCUGUAUUCCGUAAAGGCUGAAUAAAUUGAAUGCUGGAAAGAAACUCUGUCGUUUGUGGAGG
Molecule: messenger RNA, 2351 nt
Organism: Labeo rohita (rohu)
Lineage: Eukaryota; Metazoa; Chordata; Actinopteri; Cypriniformes; Cyprinidae
Gene: rdh14b
Product: retinol dehydrogenase 14b
Exons: 2
Coding region: 544-1515 (323 amino acids)
Source: RefSeq, a predicted model, not a curated record